Molecule: messenger RNA, 4130 nt
Organism: Trifolium pratense (red clover)
Lineage: Eukaryota; Viridiplantae; Streptophyta; Magnoliopsida; Fabales; Fabaceae
Product: receptor-like protein EIX2
Exons: 1
Coding region: 20-3175 (1051 amino acids)
Molecular function (GO): protein binding
Source: RefSeq, a predicted model, not a curated record
CGAAUAUAAAUUGAUCGACAUGCCUAUUUAUUUUGUGUUUGUGGACUCAAUUAUGUCAUUAUUUUCCAAGUUACUUGCCCACUCUACUCCCUCGAAUAUGUCAACAAGAUACCAAAGUUUUGUUUUUGUCAUUAUUUUCCUUUUGAGUCACCAUUCAUCAUUUGGUUGUUUUGAACAAGAGAGGCAAGCACUUGUUGAACUCAAAGGAAGUUUUAAUGAUCCAUCAUUUAGACUUUCCUCUUGGGAAGGAAAUCAUUGUUGCAUAUGGAAAGGUAUUAGUUGCAACAAUAUUACAGGACAUGUUGUCAAAAUUGACCUUAGGAAUCCAUGCUACCCACAUAGAGGAGAAGAUUAUCAAUCAAACUGUUCCUUCUCAAAAUAUAAGCUUGAAUCUCAAUAUAUCCAUCAUUCUCUUUCAAAGUUCAAAUAUCUUAGCUAUUUGGACCUUAGUGGAAACAAUUUUAAUUCAAGUCCAAUACCAACAUGGUUUCAUUCUAUCAACCAUUUACAAUUCCUUUCUCUCUCUGAUUCCCAUUUUAGUGGCAUGAUUCCAAAUAAUCUAGGAAACCUCACAAAAUUGUACUAUCUUGAUCUCAGCUUCAAUUCUUGGUUACAUUCUGAUGACAUCAAUUGGAUUUCAAAACUUCCAUUGCUUCAAUAUCUUUACAUGAGUGAUGUUUUUCUUGGAAAGAUACACAAUUUAUUCAUGGUACUUAACAUGCUUCCUUCUUUGUUACAAUUAGACUUGAUUAACUGCAGUUUAACCAAGAUGCACGGUAAUGAUCAUCAACAUGUUCGUUACACAAAUUUUUCUGGCAUCGAGUCUCUCAAUCUUGCAGAUAAUAAACUUGAUGCCUCAGAUUUGAAUGCUUUAAGAUACAUGAGUACUUCAGUUGAAUUUAUUGACCUUUCUAACAACAGUCUCAGUUCAGUUCCAUUUUGGUUGAGUAAUUGUGCCAAACUUGCCUCUCUCUUUCUUGGAAACAAUGCUCUUAAUGGCUCAAUUCCACCCCCUCUUCAAAAUUUGACUUCUUUGAUAGAGCUUGAUCUUUCCCAAAAUAACAUUGAAUUUGUUCCAUUGUGGUUUGGUGGGUUACAAAGUCUUUUGUAUCUCAAUCUUUCAUUGAAUCAUGUAAGCCAUAUUGAGGACUCUUUACCAACAUUUCUAGGAAAUAUGUGUAAUCUUAUAUCACUAGAUUUGUCUGGAAACAGAAUUCAAGGAAGUGCACUCAUCGGCGAGUUGCAGUCUCGCUGCGUUGGGUUUGAUUUAGAGGAACUUCAUUUGAGCAACAAUAAUUUCAAUGAUCAGCUGCCAGAAUGGUUGGGACAACUUCGAAAUAUUUUAAUUCUCGGACUUCAUUCAGGUUAUUUCCAAGGUCCUAUUCCACAUAUUUUGGGAAAAUUGUCAAACUUGCGGUAUUUAAUCCUUGCUAACAAUCACUUGAAUGGAUCUAUUCCAAACUCUCUGGGAAAACUGGUAAACCUAAGCUCCUUAAACAUUUCUAAUAACCACUUGAUAGGAGGUUUUCCUUGCAGUAUAACAUCACUUGUCAAUUUACAGUAUUUAAUUCUGAACAACAAUAAUUUGACUGGGUCUCUUCCUAAUUGUAUUGGACAAUUUGUUAACCUAAACACCUUGAUGAUUUCUUCUAAUCAUUUUUAUGGUGUUAUUCCUAUGAGUAUUGAGCAAUUAGUUAGCCUAGAAAACCUUGAUGUGUCAGAAAACUUUUUGAAUGGUACAAUCCCACAAAAUAUUGGUCAACUUUCAAAUUUGCAUACCCUCUAUCUUAGUGAAAACAAUUUGCAAGGGAAAUUUCCUCAAAGUUUUGGUAAACUUAAGAACCUGCAAAAUUUAGACUUGUCUCUCAACCAUUUAGAAGGCAUGUUUUCUGAGAUAAAAUUUCCUAAGUCACUAGCCUAUUUGAACCUCACCAAUAACCAUAUCACUGGAUCACUUCCCCAAAAUAUUGCUCAAACAUUUCCCAAUCUCACUCACUUGCUUCUUGGAAACAACCUCAUAAAUGAUUCCGUUCCAUAUUCAUUGUGCAAAAUAAACUCUUUGUACCAAAUUGACCUUUCAGGCAACAAUUUAGUUGGCAACAUUCCUAAUUGUUGGAGUUCAACUCAAAGAUUGAAUGAGAUAAACCUAUCAUCUAACAAACUAUCCGGAGUUAUUCCAAGCUCGUUCGGUCAUCUUUCGAAUUUGGUUUGGUUACAUUUGAACAAUAAUAGUCUUCAGGGGAAGAUUCCAAAACUGUGGAGGAAUUUAAAACAAUUGUUAAUCUUAGAUAUUGGAGAUAAUCAAAUAUCAGGGACUAUACCUUCAUGGAUUGGGGACAUUUUCUCCUUAAUCAAAAUUCUUGGGUUAAGACAAAACAAGUUCCAAGGAUACAUUCCAUCACAACUUUGCAAACUUUCAGCUUUGCAAAUCUUGGACCUUUCUAACAACAUGUUGAUAGGUUCAAUCCCUCACUGCAUUGGGAAUCUUACAGCAAUGGUUCAAGGUAACAAACCAUUAGUUUCCUUAGCUCCCGGAGAGCCGAGGUAUUUUGAAUGGUAUGAACAAGAUAUGAGUCUAGUCACUAAAGGAAGAGAAUAUCAUUAUACAAGAAAUCUAAAACUUGUAGCCACUGUGGAUUUAUCAAACAACAAUUUGAAUGGACCUAUUCCGAAAGGGAUAACUCGUCUUACUGCUUUGAUAGGCCUAAAUCUAUCACGCAAUCAUUUGUCUGGUGAAAUUCCUACAACCAUUGGCGACAUGAGGUCACUUGAAUCAUUAGACCUUUCUCAUGAUCAACUUUCAGGCUCAAUUCCACACAUUAUGUCUAGCUUAACUUUUCUAAGUGUCCUAAACGUGUCCUACAACAACCUUUCAGGACCAAUUCCACAAGGCAACCAAUUUUUCACAUUUAAUGAUCCAUAUAUUUAUGUUGGCAACAAAUUUCUUUGUGGUUCACCAUUGUCCAAUUGUGAUCCUGAUGAAAAUUAUAGAGAUGAAAAUGGAGAUGAAGAUGACAAAGACGACAAGGUUGAGGAAUUGUGGUUUUACUUUGUGGUAGCACUUGGAUUCGCUACUGGAUUUUGGGCGGUGAUUGGAGUUUUGUUGUUGAAGAAGGGUUGGAGGCAUGCUUGCUUUAGAUGUAUGGAUGAGGUAGUGCACAAGAUAAUAUGGUGAAUUGAAGAAGGGUUUGGAGUUUCAAUUUGGUGAACAUGGGAAAUUUUCUGGGCUUUUGAUUUGGGAUUUUGGUGUAGUUGGCCAUGGAAGAAAUCGAAGAUGAAGGUGACAUGUCACGAUCCAAUCGCUAGUCAUGACCGGCGCACAAGCCACCACUAACUAACUCUGUAUUUAGUCUGGCAAGCCUAAUACAGUGUAACAAAUAUACUUAUUGAAAAUAUAGUUACUGAGAUUAUAGCUCAACAGGAGGAUCCCUGGUCCUCCCUAUUGCUUUAUAUGCUUUCUAGUACUAUGGUUGUAUUCUUCAUUUUCCAUUAUUAUCGAUGUAGUAAGUACUCCUACUCAAUUUUAUUUUAUUUUUCUUUCAAAGUCUAUCAAUUGCAGUGAAAAUUAACCUUGCAACACUGUUAUAGUAAGCUAAAAUCAAACUUCAACUCUAGUCUAUUUUAAUUCACAUCAAUUUCUCACAAACAAUCUCAUCAUCUUAAAUACCCACAUUAUAUGUAUUGAUAAUCUAAGAACAUUGAAAAUUAUAAGAACACUUGUCCUUAUCAAGAAUAAGAUUUAGGUAUGUAUCAUAUAUUUCAAUCAAGUCCUAUGUUAAGCAACAACACACACACUACUGGUUUCCAAGUUUGGUAAAUUAUCUACUCAAAAAUAUUUCAAUUUUCAAUCCAAUACUAGUUAACAAAAUAUAUGCUAAGAAAAACUAACAACACAGGCACAAAAUCAAUUUAAAAUCAACAUACUACUCAACUUUAUGAACCAAGAAGUCUCCCGGCAAUAGCCAUUACACAUUGGUGGCACCUCCUAUGUCACUGAAGAAGGAAUCUUCUUUGCUCAAAGCAGUAGAUGAUGUUCGUUUUGCAAAAGCAGUAGAAGGAAUUCAACAAUAUUGAGAGUGAAAAUCAGCUUAAAGAGAAAUUUCAGAUAGAUUUCAUGGUGCUUAUUUUCC